AUGUGAUACAUCCAUUUCCUUUCAGGCAAACAACACAGUUCCGUGGCAGCACAAAAGCUUUGCUUCUAGUACAAAAAUCUCAAAAUUCAGAAAACUAUUGCUCCUCUGUGGACGUACCAUUCUGUAUUUGCUAUUUGGAUGUUAUGGAUAGGAACAGUACUUUUACUCCAAUCACAUGGCCACCAAAGUUUUGGGAGCAGAUAACAAUAGCCUUCACAGUGUCCAUGCUGAUUGGACUGGUGAUUGGAGGGAUCAUCUGGGCAUUUUUCACCUGCUUGUCCCGUCGCAGAGCUAGUGCCCACAUCUCCCAGGGGAGCCCCUCAUCCUUCAGCCGCCGGUCCAGACCUUCCUCCCAUGGCCACACUGCCGGCAGGACUGGAUUUUACCGUAACAGCAGCUGUGAACGUCGGAGCAACCUCAGCCUGGCCAGCCUUACCUUCCAGCGGCAAGCCUCCUUGGAGCAGGCCAACUCCUUCCCCAGGAAGUCAAGCUUCCGUGCAUCCACCUUCCACCCUUUUCUGCAGUGUCCUCCCCUGCCCGUGGAGACGAACAGUCAGCUGAUCACCCUCACUCCCACGAACACCACCACAACUCUUGUGGGAAGCACCACCAACAGCUUGAGUCGACCUGAAUUCCACUGGUCUAACAACAACCUCCGCAUCUGCCACUCCACGCAAACCCCACCUCCUGCCUAUGAAACCAUCAUAAAAGCUUUCCCAGAAUCCUGAGCUUCAUCCUCACUGCAAACACACAUAUGCAUCUUAGGAGGAACCUCAAUCAUCUCAACAAUUUUCUGUGCAUGAAGAAGGUCUCUGAGAAGUCUCUAUCUGCAGAUGCAGAGGGGACAUACUUUGUCAAGCGGCAUGUAGAAGUGAUUUCAUGGAGCCCAACAUCCCAACAUCUCUCUGUCUGAGAGAUCAUUUGUCUUUGCACUGCUGCCUUUUAUUUACUGCUCUGCUGUAUGCUUGCAAAUUUAUAGUGUUGUAUCUUUAAUUGCAGCCAUUGUCUCUUUAUUUUAGAGGGAAAAAUGCUGCCACAUAAAAACUAAAUAAUUUCUUGAAGAAACAGAUAAUACUAGAGAUUACUGAUAUACACAGCACAUCAAUGCAAAUGUCACUCUUCUUUUUUUUUUUUUUUUUUUUAAGAAGUCUUGAUUUCACAUGUUUUUGUUACAUUUUCGGAGAGCACCUCCUGUUACCCACCUUCUUGCUAUAACCCCAGAAGAGCUUCAGUCUGAGGAACCUUAGAUGCAGACCUCAUAGAGGAUGCAGUCCUGGCUGCUGUAGACAUCCUGUUCUGUUGAUUGCAAAGAUCUGAUCUGAAAAGACUCCAUAUUAGAGAUGCUUGUUUCAAAUUCCCUGCAGUGUGGGGAAAAAAAUUGUGAAGUAUAUAUAGCUUCAUGAACAAAAUUUUGAGCAACAUAAUAAAUGCAUGAUAACAAUUAUAAAGACUUUUCUGUCAGCAGCCAGCAGAACAGGUAGUCAUGUUUUAAUAUCCAGUGAGGCUGCAUGGGCAGAGCUCCUCAUGUUUCAUUUUUCUAGCUCUGGCUAUCCAGAUAAGCAGUAUGAAUGACAACUACUUUUUAAUUAAGUUUCCUGAUUUCCUAUGGGAUUAGUCAUUUCCUUAUUUCAAAUGUUUUUUCUCAAAUUGUACCAACGUUUAAUUCUUUCUUUUAUUCACUGAAAUCUUGUCUUUCACUAAAACAAGAUUUCAGACAUCUGUGGCUGAAUACAGGGACUGUAUAAUGAGCUGGGAUAUGAAGACAAAGAUGAAGUAUUUAGUUGAGGCUUACAUGUAUUCUUGACUUUUAUAUGUGUGUCAUGCCAAGCUAACCCCUGGCUUAGUAAAGAAUAAUUGCACUGAUAUGACAAAUGUUCAGGAUUUGGAAAUAACAGAGACAAAUGGGACCAAAGUUAAGUCUUAUUGUAUCAGUUUCCUGUUAAAUUUUUCAUGUUCAAAUUAAGGGUAAAGAAUUUCCACAAGUAGAGGAGCUGUCCACAUUCCACACUUGCAAAUAUGCCUGUUGUUUCUAAAAGGCUUGGGCAAUACCAGCCUCAGGACUCCUGAUUCUGAGGGGGCUUCUGCAGGGAGAACAAGUUCUUGUCUCUCUUCUGGGAGAGACAAAGAUUCAGCGGCUUUUGAGAAUGGGCAAAAUGCUUAACAUCUCCCAGAUUUUCCAGGCGUUUCGAGACUGGCACCAUGCUGAGGUCAACAUCCCUUGGGAAGCUCUGGCAUUGAUCUCUGACCUGCAGUAUUCCAGCCCAAUAUCCACCCAUUCACAAAUAAUGCUAAAAACAUUCAGCUUACAAUCAAUACUUACUGUAAACAACAAGUAUUCCGUAUUGUAAAGGCAAAUUAUUUUGUAUACUGUUUACUGACUGGAUUUCACUGUUUUAUUUUUAGUGUGCAGCACAUCUGGAGAGAUGUAUGCUAUUGCUAGGAGAACAACCAUUUCCAGAGUUUACAGAGCAUUUCACUGCAGACACUGUGGGUUCUAGCACACCCAGAAUUUGCUGAUAAGAUUGUAACACUGCAUUUGGCUGCUCACAGGCUACAGACUUAAAAUAGCCGUCCUCUGAAGAAAGAAAGAAAGAAUGUUAUGCUUUUUCAUUCAUUAAUUUUUUUUUCACAUUUAGAUUUUUUCUGAGUCUGGUGAAUUUCAUUGCAUGCAAAAAUAUGUCCUUCCUAUAGAAUAGGUGAUGCAGCCUAUUUUAUAGGUAUUCUGCCUACAAAAAGUAGAAUUCAAGCCUGCUCCCUUUCUUUAGUGGGUUUGAUGGACUGUGGAAGAGACAACUUACCUUACCAGCUAUGUACCCAGUUUGCACCCACCUGGCCAAAACUGCUUGUUCCUUGAGAGUGAAAUCAUUUUAGAUGAGUAAAUUUUUACUCCUGGAUUGUAAGUGCAUGCUACAGUAGAACUCUCCACAGCACAAUUAUUACACAAUUAUUACUUGUAUUACACUGUAUUUAGUAAACAUUGUAAAGAGGGAAACUUAAAUGCACUGUAUUUUUUUUUCCUCCUGAAAUCUGCACUGAAUAUUGAAACAUUUCUUAUGUGGCCUGGAUUAGGGAGACUAAAACCGCACAUGUUUGGUGCAUAGCCAAUAUGACUGUCAGAAGCCUAAACCUUGUUUUCACAUCUGAAAGAAAUGUUUUGCAAGCAUUCAGGAAGCUUCGGAAUGUGGAAUAAAGUUAGAUGCUAUAAUCUCAA
Molecule: messenger RNA, 3211 nt
Organism: Motacilla alba alba
Lineage: Eukaryota; Metazoa; Chordata; Aves; Passeriformes; Motacillidae
Gene: MYCT1
Product: MYC target 1
Exons: 2
Coding region: 144-728 (194 amino acids)
Cellular component (GO): nucleoplasm
Source: RefSeq, a predicted model, not a curated record